Dreissena polymorpha is the source of this 528-nucleotide messenger RNA. RefSeq lists its product as uncharacterized. Lineage: Eukaryota; Metazoa; Mollusca; Bivalvia; Myida; Dreissenidae. The record is from RefSeq and is a predicted model, not a curated record. The transcript is spliced from 4 exons. Bases 16 to 528 code for a protein of 170 amino acids.
CACUGUUGACAUUAUAUGCUUACAGGCAUUGAGGCAACUAUACAGGAGUCAGAGCCUCUCAUGAUACAACAGGCCAGUGUUAACUGUGCUGAUCAAAUGCAAUCUACAGGUUUCACUUUGGUUCUUUCAGAGUCCAUGUCAACUGCUGACAGUGAAGAGCCAGGCAGUCUGACCCAUGAUAGGAGGGAGCCAAGUGAAGAGCCAGCCAGUCUGACCCAUGAUAGGAGGGAGCCAAGUGAAGAGCCAGCCAGUCUGACCCAUGAGUCCAUGUCAACUGCUGACAGUGAAGAGCCAGGCAGUGUGACCCAUGAUAGGAGGGAGCCAAGUGAAGAGCCAGCCAGUCUGAGCCAUGAUAGAAGGGAGCCAAAUCCUCAAGUACCUCAUCGAGACGUCUAUGAACGGUUUGCUGAGAUUUUUCUAGAAUCCAUCUUAGCACAAGGUCUGGCUGGGGCCUCCAGGCACGUUCACGACAGAGAGUCGAGCACAGCUACAGGUUUAUAUAACUGCUUAAUAGAAGGUGUAUUGUAA